Molecule: messenger RNA, 3198 nt
Organism: Eleginops maclovinus (Patagonian blennie)
Lineage: Eukaryota; Metazoa; Chordata; Actinopteri; Perciformes; Eleginopidae
Gene: cyp7a1
Product: cytochrome P450 7A1
Exons: 8
Coding region: 172-1713 (513 amino acids)
Biological process (GO): bile acid biosynthetic process; cellular response to glucose stimulus; cholesterol catabolic process
Molecular function (GO): heme binding; iron ion binding; cholesterol 7-alpha-monooxygenase activity
Source: RefSeq, a predicted model, not a curated record
GGCUCCCACACACACUGCUUGCACAACCUGCAGUGACUCUUGAAAACAGGAUUUUAAUGCUGACUUGAAGGAGGCAGGCAACAGUUAGUGAGAUCUUUGGAGUUUGAAUCGUGGGUAGAGGGCAUCCUCAGAGUGUUGGAUCUUCCUCUCCUCAUCAUCAUCAUCAUUAACAUGUUCAUAAGCAUCGCUCUGAUCUGGGCGGUCGUGGUGGGAUUGUGCUGCCUGCUAUGGCUUGCUGUGGGCAUACGGCGCAGGCAGCCCGGUGAGCCUGCAGUGGAGAAUGGCUUCAUCCCCUACCUUGGCUGUGCUCUGCAGUUCGGGGCAAACCCUCUUCAGUUCCUCCGCAGCCGCCAGAAGAGGUAUGGUCAUAUUUUCACCUGCAAGAUUGCGGGCCAGUACAUCCACUUCCUGUGCGACCCCUUCUCCUACCACUCAGUCAUCAGACAGGGAAGACACUUGGAUUGGAGGAAGUUCCACUUUGCUACAUCUGUGAAGGCGUUCGGCCACGACAGCUUUGAUCCUCGCCAUGGUCACACCACAGAGAACCUUCACCAAACCUUUCUGAAGACCCUGCAGGGUGAGGCUCUGCCCUCCCUGAUAGAGAGCAUGAUGGGUCACCUCCAGGACGUCAUGCUGAUGUCUGACACACUCAGCCCCAGCAAGGACCACUGGGAUGUGGAUGGCAUUUUUGCUUUCUGCUACAAGGUGAUGUUUGAGUCGGGCUACCUGACCCUGUUUGGUAAAGAGCUGGGUGAAGACAAGGUUCAGGCUAAGCAGGAGGCUCAGAAAGCCUUAGUACUCAAUGCUUUGGAAAACUUCAAAGAAUUUGACAAGAUCUUCCCUGCGUUGGUGGCAGGCCUACCUAUCCAUGUGUUUAAGAGCGCCCACAGUGCACGAGAGAAUCUAGCAAAGACCAUGCACGCUGAAAAUCUGUCCAAGAGGGAGAAUGUGUCUGAUCUGAUCUCUAUGAGGAUGAUCCUGAAUGAUUCCUUGUCUACCUUCAACGACGUGAGCAAGUCUAGGACCCAUGUGGCUCUGCUCUGGGCUUCUCAGGCUAACACACUGCCUGCCACUUUCUGGAGUCUCUUUUAUUUGAUCAGGAGUCCCGAUGCUAUGAAAGCAGCUUGUGAGGAGGUGCAGAGAAUUCUGGAGGACUCAGAUCUGAAGGUUGACCCUAGCAACCCCACACUCAACCUGAACCGGGACCAGCUUGACAACAUGCCUGUUAUGGACAGCAUCAUAAAGGAAGCCAUGCGUCUCUCCAGUGCUUCCAUGAAUGUACGUGUUGCCAAGGAGGAUUUCUUGCUUCACCUUGACAACCAGGAGGCAUACCGCAUCAGGAAGGAUGAUGUGAUUGCUUUAUAUCCACCCAUGUUGCACUUUGAUCCAGACAUCUAUGAGGAUCCCUAUGAGUUCAAGUUUGAUCGUUUCCUGGACGAGAAGGGUAAGGAGAAAGUGAACUUUUCGCGCAACGGCCGGCGACUGCGUUACUUCAACAUGCCCUUCGGCUCCGGGGUCACCAAAUGCCCCGGCAGAUUUUUUGCUGUGUAUGAGAUCAAACAGUUCCUGACUCUGGUGCUCUCCUACUUUGACAUGGAACUGUUGGACCCUGCAACCCAAGUUCCGCCUCUUGACCAAUCCCGUGCUGGUCUGGGAAUCCUGCAGCCUACCUACGAUGUGGACUUCAGAUACAAGCUGAGGUCCACCUGCUAGGCUCUUCGUUGAGGCACAGUGAUUUAGGAACAUAUUGUACAUAAUGUAUAUUUAACAGUGCUAAUGAAGUGUUUAUGUAUAUGUAAAUAGAUUGAAUGAUAUAUUGUUUUAGCAUAUUUUUGUUGCCACUGAAGAACAUGUAUUCUGCACAUAUGGAUAAACCCCAUACCUGCUAGUGCUGCCGUACUCUUCCCAUCUGGAGCCUGAAGCAAACAUCUCAGAGUCAAAUGUAACAACCUCAGAGACCCAGAGCCACAUAUAUUCAUAAAACAUAUCAUGUGUGGCCCUUUUACCACAAAUCUUCUUUUCAAAUUAAGUGGCAGUGUUUCUGUUCAGCAGCCGGCCGCUGUUUGACUGUUUUUAUUCUUGAAAUAGUCUUCACAUUGAGUCAGAUUUGUUUACAGUUUUCCCUUCACAGGGAGGUGUAGAACAUUACUUUUAUAGAUGAAGGCAAAUCCCCCCCAGGGAGCCAAAAUAUAAUAUAAAAUAUAUUUUAAAAAUGACCUCAGUGCUGGUAAGUCUUUAAAAUAAAAUGUAUCAUUACAAAUUUAAAUGAAUAGGCCAAAUGAAAGCUGGCAGAUAUCAAUCUGAAAAAGGAAUGAUCUCAUCAGUACAGUUUAAAUUACACAUUUAACGUAUAAAUGGGUUAAACAUACAACACACUGGUGGUUCCCUUUCUGCACUUGAUAUAUUUCCACUUCUAGGAUGGACUAUCACAGCAUCAUUCUGCUAUUCUACUACUGUGGCUCAUCUGUUCUGCCGCAGUGCUUUUCAUUCACAAAUGGCUGACCAGACUCUUCUAAUUUUAUCAAUGAAUGUAUAUUACUGCAAUCAGCAUCAUUUACAAACUUCACCUUGAAGUAGAAGAUAGAGCUUCCAUCAACCUUGGAGUUUGCCCCCUCAAGUUGUUGCAGUAUGCUGUCACAAAAGACCUGACUGUCCCACACAGAGCUUCAUCUGUCGCCGUCACCAACCCUCUGAGUGUAAUGCUGUCAGGCAUGUUGUUCAAUAUUAAGAUAAGCUGUGAUUGGUUUGAUGAGGAGAUAUUAGCAUUCUGCAUUUCUCAAGCAGUCGGCUGAAACAUGGGGACAAGCUAAAAAUCUGAAAGAAAAAUACAGUUUUAAUGAAGGUGCAUUCACAAAUUGAAGAGAUGAGAUCAUUGACAUAUGUGCUGCAUACCUGUCCUUACAGUUUCUAUCAUUAAAGAACGUGUCAGUGUUGAUGUCCAAUUUCAGAAAGUUCUCUUGACUUCCAGAAAGGGAAUUCAUAGAAAUUACACAUGAUAGUUAAUGCAGCUGACAGACAUCAACAUGAUUCUAGAACACAUGUCUUUAUGGGAUGUAAACAAGGUCAGACCACCACUGUUAACAUGCACAGGUGUUUUCAUGUUGCCCUCUGACAAUCUGAAGGGUUAGCCCUGAACAAAAGUGGAACCUACACGUGUACAUGCUGUGCGGACAGAAAAUAAAUCAAUACACAUGUGCA